AGUUGACGUAUUAUUUGAGCAACAACUAAGAAGUGAGAUUGUUGUUUGUGAAGUUGAAGGUGAAAACUUUUCUUUUAAACUAAACACCAGCUUACCACAAUGAACGCACCGCCAACAUUCGAAUCAUUUCUUUUGUAUGACGGAGAAAAAAAGGUUCAAAAAGAAGAAGACACGAAAGUUACAAAUGCGGCUAUAUUUACGGUAAAUAAAGAGGACCAUACUCUAGGAAACAUGAUUAGACACCAACUACUAAAGGAUCCAAAGGUGCUAUUUGCUGGUUACAAAGUUCCCCAUCCCCUUGAGCACAAGUUUGUAUUGCGUAUUCAGACAACUUCUGACUACACUCCUCAAGAAGCCUUCAUGAAUGCUAUCACAGACCUUACAUCGGAAUUGUCACUUUUCGAGGAGAGAUUUAAGGAAGCAAUCAAAGAAAAGAAAGAUGGAUUAGACUGAUGAUAAAAAUUUACUUUGAAAUUAAAAAAAUGGUUUAAAGUUUAGCUUGUAAUUAUAUUAAAUU
Messenger RNA from Pararge aegeria (speckled wood butterfly), 517 nucleotides. It is a transcript of the gene Rpb11, whose product is annotated as DNA-directed RNA polymerase II subunit RPB11. Lineage: Eukaryota; Metazoa; Arthropoda; Insecta; Lepidoptera; Nymphalidae. The record is from RefSeq and is a predicted model, not a curated record. Gene Ontology annotation, biological process: transcription by RNA polymerase II. The coding region runs from base 100 to 453 and encodes 117 amino acids. Gene Ontology annotation, cellular component: RNA polymerase II, core complex. Gene Ontology annotation, molecular function: DNA binding; protein dimerization activity. The transcript is spliced from 4 exons.